This is a messenger RNA of Nerophis lumbriciformis (worm pipefish), 1029 nucleotides long. NCBI's taxonomy places the organism in Eukaryota, Metazoa, Chordata, Actinopteri, Syngnathiformes, Syngnathidae. The record is from RefSeq and is a predicted model, not a curated record.
AUGGCAUCCGUUUUAGAUGCUCUUUGGGAGGACAGAGACGUUCGUUUCGACAUAACCGCACAGCAGAUGAAAACUCGGCCGGGUGAAGUCCUGAUAGACUGCCUGGACUCCAUCGAAGACACGAAAGGAAAUAACGGAGACCGCGGACGACUUUUGGUGACAAACCUGAGACUUAUUUGGCAUUCUUUGGCCUUGCCAAGAGUGAAUUUGUCUGUUGGAUACAACUCCAUCAUCAACAUAACAACAAGAACGGCAAACUCGAAACUUCGAGGCCAAACCGAAGCGCUUUACAUCCUGACAAAGUCCAACAACACAAGAUUUGAGUUCAUCUUCACCAAUGUGGUUCCAGGAAGUCCCCGCCUCUUUACAUCCGUCAUCGCUGUGCACAGGGCCUAUGAAACAUCUAAAAUGUACAGAGACCUUAAACUGCGAGCAGCGCUUAUUCAAAACAAAAACUUGAGGCUUUUACCUCGGGAGCAAGUUUAUGACAAAAUCAAUGGCGUCUGGAAUUUAUCCAGCGACCAGGGAAACCUGGGAACCUUCUUUGUCACCAAUGUGCGGAUUGUCUGGCACGCCAAUAUGAAUGAGAGCUUCAAUGUUAGCAUUCCAUACCUUCAAAUUUGGUCAGUCAGAAUAAGAGACUCAAAAUUUGGCUUGGCUUUGGUGAUCGAGAGUUCCCGUCAGAGUGGUGGUUAUGUGUUGGGCUUUAAAAUUGACCCUGUGGACAAACUUCGGGACGCCCUUAAAGAAAUCAACUCACUCCAUAAGGUCUACUCUGCUAACCCAAUCUUUGGAGUGGACUAUGAAAUGGAGGAAAAGCCACUGCCAUUGGAAGAAGUGACGCUGGAACAGCCUCCCGAUGACGUGGAAAUCGAGCCUGACGAGCAGACAGAUGCUUUCACUGCCUACUUUGCCGAUAGUAACAAGCAACAAGACCGUGAGCCAGUUUUUUCGGAGGAGCUUGGCCUUGCCAUCGAAAAGCUGAGGGACGGAUUUACCCUUCAAGGACUGUGGGAAGUCAUGAGUUGA